AUGGAAGUUGUAGUGAAGAGCAUCGGGACCGCCUUUACUGUGGCAGUAAUACCUGUAUUGAAGGAUAACUACUCGUAUGUCAUUCACGACAAGGCAACAAACACACUGGCUGCCGUCGACGUUUCAGUGGACAUCGACCCAGUAAUUGAUUAUGUACGGCGCCUCGGUGGCGUCGACCGCACGACCGAUCUUCGUACAAUCCUUUCCACUCAUAAACACCACGAUCAUUCGGGUGGAAACAUCAGCCUUCAGAAAAAACUGAAUGCUAUGGGGGCAUUCCGUAUUAUCGGCGGUGCGAACGAACCCAUACCAGGUGUCACAGAAAAGGUCCGUGAAGGUGAUCACUUCUCUAUUGGGGAAUUAAAGGUAGAUGUGCUGGACGCCCCAUGUCACACAAGUGGUCACGUUCUAUACAAGGUGUACCACCCGCAAAAGGCGGAGAAUGGUAUUGCACUCUUCACCGGUGAUACAAUGUUUGUCGGUGGCAUUGGUGCCUUUUUUGAGGGCGACGCCGUACUUAUGUGUAGCGCCCUGCGGAAGGUGUACAAUCUUAACGGUGCCUGUGAGAGCAGUGCGUGUGAUGCGACGGAUGUGCAAAAACGAGACAAUCAUACGUAUAUAUUCCCUGGACACGAGUAUACCGUCAAUUUUCUUCGUUUCUCGCGUGAUGCUCUCCCCGCUUCACAUCCCGAUGUAUCAUUUGUUGAGGCGCAAUUGCGCCGUUACACAGAGAGUGUUGCAGGCAACGUUCCAACUGUGCCAAGUACACUCGCGGAGGAGAAACGACAGAAUCUCUUUCUCCGUACAUGCGAUGAAGCAUUCGUGCGUGUUAUGAAUAAGGGCGAAACCGCCGUGAAAUUGAUGGACUUCCUCUAUAAUACGUGUCCGUAA
Trypanosoma brucei brucei TREU927 is the source of this 891-nucleotide messenger RNA. RefSeq names its product hydroxyacylglutathione hydrolase, putative. Lineage: Eukaryota; Euglenozoa; Kinetoplastea; Trypanosomatida; Trypanosomatidae. The record is from RefSeq and is a predicted model, not a curated record. Gene Ontology annotation, molecular function: hydroxyacylglutathione hydrolase activity. The coding region runs from base 1 to 891 and encodes 296 amino acids. The transcript has a single exon.